Molecule: messenger RNA, 1580 nt
Organism: Aureobasidium musti
Lineage: Eukaryota; Fungi; Ascomycota; Dothideomycetes; Dothideales; Saccotheciaceae
Source: the annotation of a GenBank genome assembly
CAACAAUGGCUUUCUUUGAUUUCAUCCAGCAGUCUUGGAAGACACUGCGCACAGCUAUCAAGACACUACUAGAUCUCAAUCGCACUUUCGAAGCUCUUGUCGCACGCAUCAACCAAGGCGCGACAUUGCCGCAUCGUGAUCCUACUCAUUCCUACUGGCUUGAAGACCCGCCAUUCCCUGAUCUUGUAAGGAUCCAAACAGAAACUCUUCCAGACAAAGCAGAUGUAGUCAUUAUUGGAAGCGGCAUCACCGGCGCCGCUGUAGCACGCAGUAUACUCCACGAGAGCAAACGCAAGAACCAAAAUAUCACGAUUACCGUUCUCGAAGCCAGAGACAUAUGCAGUGGUGCCACUGGACGCAAUGGCGGGCAUAUCAAAGCUUCACCGCACGAGACCUUCGCAAGACUGGAAGCGAAGUUUGGAGUAGAGCGAGCUGUUGCACUCACCAGGUUUCAACUCGAUCAUCUGGAAUGUCUGACGGAUCUAUGCCAAAGCGAAGAUUUUAUACAAGCAGAAUGUCGCGUGGUUGAGACUGUCGAUUUGUUCUUUGAUCAGAAGACCUUUGAUGACGUCUGCAACACCAUAAGCAAGCUGAAAACAUUGCUACCGGAACACGAGGGUAGAAUCUACCAGGCGGCUGAAGCUCAAGAAUUUGCAGUCAGCGAUCAAGUUGUUGGUGCGUAUACCUACAAGGCAGGGGCUCUGUGGCCGUACCGUCUCGUCACGUCUGUGUGGAACGAGCUCUUGCACGAAUACCCUGACCAACUCACCAUUGAAACCAACACGCCUGUGCUCUCAAUCGACAAGGAGAAUGCUUCCAAACACGCUUACAACGUCUACACAGACAGAGGUGUCGUUAAAUGCAAGCACCUUGUCCAUGCCACCAAUGCCUAUAUGGGUCACCUACUACCCAACCUCAACAAAAAGGCAACGGGCGUAAGAGCACACAUGUCAGCACAGAAUCCCGGUCAUCAGAACUACGAAGGUUUUCACGGCGAUCGCUCAUGGUCGCUCAUCUAUGGUCCCGAUGAUUUCGACUACAUGACGCAGAGACCGUCUUCUGACGGGAUUGGCGACAUCAUGCUCGGUGGAGGAGUCUUUCGCUCCAACAACAACGGCAUUGAUCAGAUGGGUAUCUGGGAUGACAGUCGUAUCGAUACAUUCACGUCUGCACAUCUCGCUGGCAUCUUGCCUGUUGUCUUCUCUCGCGAGAAGCAACAACGAGAAACGGAGAAACAAUCGAGAUAUCUGCAGCAACACUGGUCUGGCAUCAUUUCAUUGACUGGAGACUCGCUGCCAUUUGUGGGUAGCNUGGACCCGCGCAUCAGCGCAAGAGAUCCUGGAACUGCUUCAGACGAGUCAUCGGAGUGGAUUUCUGCAGGCUACAAUGGCGAAGGUAUGGUCUUCGCCUGGCUCUGCGGAACCGCGCUAGGUAUUAUGAUCAUGGGCUCGGAACAAGAUGACAUUCCCGCAUCGCCUGGGUUUCCUGGUGGGACGCUGAGCGAGUGGUUUCCUGAGGAGUUGCUUCUUGACAGCAGACGUUACGAUCGUCUUGAUGUUCUCGAUCUUGCUGAUCAGCUU